Molecule: messenger RNA, 528 nt
Organism: Anopheles coustani
Lineage: Eukaryota; Metazoa; Arthropoda; Insecta; Diptera; Culicidae
Product: CKLF-like MARVEL transmembrane domain-containing protein 4
Exons: 4
Coding region: 1-528 (175 amino acids)
Cellular component (GO): membrane
Source: RefSeq, a predicted model, not a curated record
AUGAUGGCCGAAACCGUGGUGACGGUGGAGACACCGAAUCGCAAUGCAACCCCGGCCGCCCCGGCCGACGCCCAGGGCAAGUCGGAGUCUAAUCUCAACUGGCUGAAGCUGAACACGCAGUACUUCCUCACGAUUCCGGGCAUACUGAAAAUCGUCCAGGUGGUUUUCGGUAUCAUCUGCAUGGCCUGCGCCGCACCAGCCCUCGUCGGCGGCACACACUUCUUCCUGUUCGUCGUGAUAGUUUCCUUCAUUAUCACCCUGCUUUGGACGUUCGUGUAUCUGCUCGGGAUCCGCGAGGUGCUGAACCUACCCAUCAACUGGAUACUGACGGAGUUGAUCAACACCGCCAUCUUCGCGCUGCUCUACUUCGUCGCCUUCAUUGUGCAGCUGGCGUCCUGGUCAAACUUGUACUAUACGAGCUUCCGAGGUGCUAACAUUGCCGCCGGUGUGUUUGGACUGUUCAACUUCCUCGUCUACCUGGCCGGUACCUACUUCCUGUACGUUGAGCACCGAUCGGCGGGUGUCUAA